CUCGCUGCACAGUACUCCAGCCUCAGACUACCUCUCCUCCCCACAUCGUCCAACUCGCCGCGACCAUGUCCUCCUCCUCGCGCGACCUCGCCCACCAGGCCGACAAGGUCGCUCGCCCCGUCGCAGAAGUCGGCAUGGGCCAGCGCCCGUGGCUCCUGUCGCACCCGAUCCAUCCCGCAACUGUGCACUACCCGAUCGGCCUCCUGUCCAUCUCGUUCGCGCUCGACGCGCUCCAGGUCGCGCCCGCCUUCACCUCGGGCCUCAACUACCUCAAGGUGCUCCCGCCCGCGGCCGCCAUCAACGUCCUGUCGCACUACACUGGCGCAGCAGGCCUCCUCGCCGCCAUCCCGACCAUCGCCUCGGGCCUCGCAGAGCUGUACGCCAUGUGGACUGGGCAGGCCAAGGCCAAGGGCGGCGAGAAGUCGCUCAAGGACGCCAUCAACAAGAAGGACGUUUCGGGCGAGAAGCUCAAGGUGACGCUCCUCCACGCGACCCUCAACGACAUCGUUCUCGGCAUCGCGGCGUACAACUGGUGGGUGCGCCGACAGGACAAGGACCUCCUCUUGCCGUACACAAACGCGCUUCUCUCUGCUGCCGCUCUCCCUCUCUUCCUCUACUCCGCCUACUUGGGCGGGUCGCUCGUGUACAAGUACGGCGUCGGGGUCCAGAGGCAAGGAGCGGCGGCCGACGUCAAGGAGCGCCAGGAGAAGGAGCAGUGAGCGGGCGGGGCGAGGCGGCUCGAGCGCGCUCGAGGGAGCUCGAGAUGGGUUGGAGAGGACGAGCUUGUACAGGACUCUCACGCAAUGAAGUAUCUCUCUUCUCUCUUUC
Messenger RNA from Rhodotorula graminis WP1, 828 nucleotides. RefSeq lists its product as uncharacterized. Bases 66 to 719 code for a protein of 217 amino acids. The transcript has 7 exons. NCBI's taxonomy places the organism in Eukaryota, Fungi, Basidiomycota, Microbotryomycetes, Sporidiobolales, Sporidiobolaceae. The record is from RefSeq and is a predicted model, not a curated record.